AUGGCGAAAUUUGGAAAGGAAAAGGACGAAUUACUAAUUGAAUCUGUAAAAAUGUACAAAAGUUUAUAUGACGCUAAAAAUACCGCUAAAAAUUUUAAAAACAAUAUUGCGAAGCAUAAAUGCUGGGAAGAAAUCAGCGCGGUUAUCGGGUUUCCAGUUGCAGAAUGCAAAAAGAGAUGGAAAAGUCUUCGGGAUCAGUACACUAAAAAGAGAAAAGGUGAAUCGACGAGUACAGAACGAACAAAUUCUAACUGGGAGUAUAUGAGUCUAAUGUCUUUUCUAUCAAAUGCCAUUAAAAUUCAUGAAGCUAACGAUAAUGAGCCUUUGCAGUAUAUAGGUAUUGAGUUUGUGAAAGAGGAGAAUAGUGACGAAGAAGAACAACUAGAUCAACAAAGUGUGAAUGAAGAUGCUUCUGUGAACAUUAAAGAAAUCGCCCAAAAUAUACAGCAUGCAACAAAAAGAAAUUCUCUUCAACCAAUAACCAGAGUUAUGGCCAGAAGACAUGCCCAACGUUCUACUUUUUAUGAAAAGAGAAUAAAUAAAGUGCCAAAAAUUAAAACACCCAUGCAAAAGUUUUUCGAAUCAAUGGCAGACAUUGUGGAUAAGCUACCACCGCAACUGCAGGCUGAAGUUAGACUCAAAGUAUGUCAGAUAGUGACUGAGACCGAAUUAAAACAUCAUGCACACCAUGACCCAAACCUU
Messenger RNA from Brenthis ino (lesser marbled fritillary), 702 nucleotides. The record is from the annotation of a GenBank genome assembly. Lineage: Eukaryota; Metazoa; Arthropoda; Insecta; Lepidoptera; Nymphalidae.